This is a messenger RNA of Eremothecium gossypii ATCC 10895, 5097 nucleotides long. RefSeq names its product serine/threonine-protein kinase GCN2 (gene GCN2). Gene Ontology annotation, cellular component: cytosol. Gene Ontology annotation, molecular function: eukaryotic translation initiation factor 2alpha kinase activity; protein binding; ATP binding. The transcript has a single exon. Gene Ontology annotation, biological process: DNA damage checkpoint signaling; regulation of translational initiation by eIF2 alpha phosphorylation. Bases 1 to 5097 code for a protein of 1698 amino acids. NCBI's taxonomy places the organism in Eukaryota, Fungi, Ascomycota, Saccharomycetes, Saccharomycetales, Saccharomycetaceae. The record is from RefSeq and is marked provisional.
AUGUCAAUGGGCAACUUGACCUUAGAUGAGUACUAUGAAAUUCAGCAGAAUGAACUUGAGGCGAUGGAGUCUAUCUACGCGGGGGACUUCGUGGACCUGACGCAGCGCAAGGCGAGCUGGGACAAGAAGCCGCAGCGGGUUUUCGAGAUAUCGUUGCGGUCCAUCGAGAAAGAGCCUGCCGAGUCGUCGCUGACGCUGCACUUUGUGCUGGUGUCUACGUAUCCGCAUGCUGCUCCGCAGAUAACGUUCAAGAAAGUACAGAACGUGCUGGACAGCCAGCUUGCGCUGUUGCGCGAUGACAUCAGGCGGAUUCACAAGAGCGCGCGUGGCCAGGAGAUACUGUUCGAGAUUACGACUCGCGUGCAGGAGGUGCUGGAUGAGUCGCAGGCGAAUGCGAACACACAGUCUCUCGAGGCGGAGCGACUACAGCGUCUGGAAGAUGAGAAGGUGAAGCUGAAGCUUGCGGAACAGGAGAACAAGGAAAAGAUAGAGCUGGAGCGGGCCAAGGAACAGGAGCUGAUUGACGAGCUGGUGCAGAAGGAACUGGAAAAACGCCAGGAUGACGACUCGCUGUUUGGCAUGGAUAAGGCCGUUAACUUGCUUCCGCCUGCCGAGUGGAUAAGCACCGGCGAAGCGUAUGUGUUUCCGAAAGCGAUUCGCGCUAAACUGCCAAACAAUUCGUACUAUUGGUUCAGAGCAGUUGUGAAUAAGGAACCAGUCAAGAUAGGGAACGAUGUUCUCUCCUUUGGCAAACAGUACACAGUGAAACCAUUUAUUCCUUCGGAUUCUCCUUUGAUUGGUAUUUUAGCGAAUGCCGACUUCAUGGAUAACUUUCACUAUCUGUUGACGGAAAUCGAACUUCAGAACUCUUACUUCAAUACUAGUAAUGGAAAGAAGGAGAUUGCUAACCUUGAGCGCGAGCUGGAUACGUUGCUUAAAGUAAACCACGAGCAUGUAAACAAACUGUACUCCUAUACAGUAGAACGGAUAGGCUUGUCGAGUACCUCGUUCGUGUGGAAAAUUAGGCUGUUGACCGAAUACGCUGAAUCGACAUGUAUUGGGAAUAUAAUAGAAUCCGUCGGAUAUGUUAACCUGGCUACUUCGAGAGGAUGGAUACUUCGGUUGCUAGAAGCGCUGGAGAGUUUGCACAAGCAUGGUAUUGCUCACAAACAAAUUGAUUUACACACAGUGCAUCUCAUUAAGGACACUGAUUUUGGUAACACGGUUCCGAAGCUAAUGCAUGCAUCUUAUGGACAUACCAUAUCCAAUAUGUUAAACAGGUAUCCGAACACAAAGUCAGGCAGUAAAAUGAUUGUCAAUAACUGCCCAUGGAUUCCACCGGAAAUGGUAAAAUUUAAUAAUAGCAAGCCUCAGAGAAAGAGUGAUAUAUGGAAUUUAGCAGUACUUUUCAUACAAAUGAUAAGCGGAGUAGACACCCCAUUACAUUAUCAAACACCUGUGGAUUUUUUAGAAUCUGUCGAUAUGGAUGAGAGUGUGGUUGAUUUCCUGAAUAAAAUGCUCGCACCAGAUCCUCGCUUGCGGCUUGGUCCAUUGGAGCUUCUUCCAAUGAAGUUCCUGCGAACAAACAUUGAUGCGGCUGUUGGUAAAUUUUACCUGUUCCCAGAUAGUGUAGGGACUGGGACUCCGACAAUUAUUUCAACAGGUAGUAACCAGCAUCUACGAUCAAGAGGCAUUUCAAGGACUUCAGAUGGUGGGCACCGCAGAAGUUUUAAUGUCGGUUCCCGCUUUUCAUCUGUCAACUCAACCACACGAUCCAGGUAUGCAACCGAUUUUGAAGAAAUCGCUGUAUUAGGCAAAGGUGCUUUUGGACAGGUAGUGAAAGCGCGGAAUUCUUUAGAUAGCAGGUAUUAUGCUAUCAAAAAGGUCAGACACACGGAAGAGAAGCUCUCUAGCAUUCUAUCCGAGGUAAUGCUUUUAGCAAGCUUAAACCACCAAUAUGUCGUUCGGUAUUAUGCUGCUUGGCUUGAGGAAGAUAUGUUGGUAGAAGAAAUGGCUAUUACCUCAAGUGAUGAAAGUGACAUAGAGAGCGAUGAUAAUACCGAAAGUUCAAUCAUUGAUUCCUUCAGUAAUGCAAACGUUACCACAACUAGGACUGUUUUAAACAGUAUGAAUAAUGAUUGGGAUUUCAUCUCUCAUUCAUUUAACAAUAGCAGCAUAUCCAAUAUUAUUUUUGCCAAUAGCACAGAUGAAGAGGACAGCGCCAAUGAUAUUCCUAGCGAGGGCAGCAGAAGCGAGGACGAGCUUACUGACAAGCACUAUGAGGAUGAAAACGAUACAAAGUCAAUUGAUCAAGGCACAUCGCCUACUCUAACAGAAGGACGCGGUGGCAAACAAUAUAAAUCAGGAAUAAAUUAUAGGCGAAGUAGACGUUCUCUCCGACCGGCCGACUUGGCCGAUGAAAAGCGCUCCCUAAUGAAGUCCUCGAGGGCCAAGCCUAAAAGCACUUUAUUCAUUCAGAUGGAGUACUGUGAAAACAGGACCUUGUAUGACUUAAUUCACAACGAAAACCUUAGCCAACAACGAGACGAAUAUUGGCGGCUUUUCCGUCAAAUACUAGAGGCACUAAGUUACAUUCAUUCACAAGGUAUAAUCCAUCGUGAUUUGAAACCAAUGAAUAUCUUCAUCGAUGAAUCAAGGAACAUUAAGAUAGGAGACUUUGGAUUGGCAAAAAAUGUUCACAAAUCCGCUGAUAUUUUAAGAAUAGAAGGGGCAUUUGGGAGCAAUGUUUCAGCAGACGACCUCACAUCUGCUAUAGGUACUGCUCUUUACGUUGCUUCCGAAGUGCUGACCGGUAACGGAAAUUAUAACGAGAAGAUUGACAUGUAUUCGUUAGGCAUAAUAUUCUUCGAAAUGGUUUACCACUUUGAUACACUAAUGGAAAGGGCAACGGAUUUACGCAAGUUGAGAUCAUCCGCAGUCGAGUUACCGGCAAACUUUGAUUCAUCCAAGCGAAACGAGAAAAAGAUUAUUAGGUUGUUAUUAGAUCAUGAUCCAGCCAAAAGACCUACAGCUGCAAAAUUGCUUGCUAGUGGUUGGCUUCCUGUCAAACAUCAAGAUGAGGUUACUAAAGAAGCAUUGAAAAAUUUGGCAGACCCAUCGUCUCCUUGGCAACAACAAGUUCGGGAAAGCUUGUUCUCUCAGCCAUAUAGCUUAUCAAAUGAUAUUCUUUUUGAUAAUUCUCAGAAUACUGCCACACCUUUUAGUCAGCUACUCCGGGCCCAAAUGAAGGAAGAAGUUGAAAAGGUGUUCAGGAGACAUGGCGGUAUCGAGAACAAUGAACCACCCAUUAUUUUCCCCAAAGCUCCAUUCUACUCGUCUCAAAAUGUGUAUGAGGUAUUGGAUAGAGGGGGUUCUGUGUUGCAGCUGCAAUAUGAUUUAACGUACCCUAUGGCGCGCUAUCUUUCUAAGAACCCUCAUUGCAUAUCAAAACAGUACAGAAUGCAGUCAGUAUACCGCCCAGCAGAACAGCAGCAUGGCAGCGUUGAACCACGAAGAUUCGGAGAAAUAGAUUUUGAUAUUAUAUCUGGAUCAUCUGCGGAUUCAGCUUUAUACGACGCUGAAAGUAUUAAAAUCAUUGAUGAACUGAUAUCAGUGUUUCCUGUCUUCGAAAAGACUAAUACUUUGAUUAUUGUGAAUCACUCAGAUAUUAUGGAAAGUAUCUUCAACCUUUGUUCUAUUGAUAAAGCCCAACGUUCCCUCGUAUCUCAGAUGCUGUCUCAGGUUGGCUUUGCCAAGUCGUUUAAAGAUGUCAAAACCGAGCUGAAGGCCCAGUUAAAUAUAUCUUCUACCUCCUUGAACGAUUUGGAGAUGUUCGAUUUCAAGGUGGAUUUUGACAAUGCAAAAAAGAGGCUCAACAAACUGAUGAUCGAUAGUCCGCACCUAACCAAGGUUGAGGAAUCGCUUUCAUAUAUAUUCAAAGUGUUGAACUUCCUGAAGCCUCUUGGUGUAACACGAAAUGUGGUGGUAUCCCCGUUAAGCAAUUAUAACAGUGCCUUCUACAAGGGCGGCAUCAUGUUCCAGGCCAUAUACGAUAGCGGCCGUGUAAAAAGUUUGUUGGCAGCUGGUGGACGUUACGAUAAUUUGAUUUCUUACAUUGCAAGGCCAUCAGGCGGUAAAAUCAAGCAUAUCAAAAGAGCUGUUGGUUUCAACUUGGCCUGGGAUACAAUAUAUCUGAUAGUUCAGAACUAUUUCAAGCUGGCAUCAGGCAAACAGACGAAAAAUAGAAGCCGCUUUCUCCGGGAGAAUGCUAUUGAGUGGAAACCGAAGAGAUGCGAUAUCCUUGUUGCUAGCUUCUCCGAUGCCAUUUUGAAUAGCCUGGGUGUCAGAAUCGUCAACAAGCUUUGGAAGUUGGGAAUCAGUGUCGAUCUGGUUCGGAAUUGCUAUUCUGUGGAAGACGUCAUUAGCGCAGCGCAGAUUGAUGGCUGCGAUUGGAUUAUUCUAAUCAAACAACAAAAUUUCAGUGCAUCUAGUCAUAAGAGGAAAUAUAAGCCUCUGAGGAUACGGAAGCUAGACAGCGAAAUUGACGUUGACAUGGAUCUUGACGAGUUCAUCCAGCUUUAUCAACAAGAAACCGGAAUUAGGUCAACUGCUGAAAUACUGCCUUCGUCAGAGAACUCACAAAUCGAAGAAGGCACCAGCAAAUGGGAAGAGUUUAGUAGCGCCGACGGUAGUCAAGACGGCGGAAGUGGCAUCGCUCCAAUAGGUCAGCAGAAAGUUGUCCACAUUCCGAAUAAUUCCGCUCGCGCAAAGGCAAAACAAAAUAAGAAGGACAAGUGGGUAUUCGAGGAAUCUGCAAGGAACGCUUCCAAGGCAAUUGUUCACAGUCUUUCUUCUGCGCCUGUUUUUUCGGUAGAUGCCAUCAGGGAUGAAGUACUCGAAAUAAUAUCCAUCACUUCGCUGGCUCAGAAGGAUGAGUGGCUUAGAAAGGUAUUUGGCUCUGGCGCCAACUCUGCCCCAAGGAGUUUCGCAACUAGCAUAUACAAUAGUCUCUCCAAAGAAGCUGCGAAGGGCACCAAGUGGGCCAUCUUGCACUGUCACAAAACUGGUAGUUCCUGUGUGGUAGAUCUCCAGCGCUGA